Molecule: messenger RNA, 507 nt
Organism: Phaedon cochleariae (mustard beetle)
Lineage: Eukaryota; Metazoa; Arthropoda; Insecta; Coleoptera; Chrysomelidae
Source: the annotation of a GenBank genome assembly
AUGAGCUGGGAUAAUGAAAAAACGUUAAGUUUCAUAAAAGAGUAUGAAAGGCGGCCUAUUUUAUGGAGAAAAAAUGAUAAAUUGUAUUAUAAUAUCGUCAAAAAAGAGGAUGCCUGGCGAGAAAUCGCAUCCAUAUUUGAAGAGGACAUUGCAGUGCUGAAAAAGAAAAUUGAGAGUCUGAGAGGUUCGCGGCGCAGGGAAAAGACCCGUAUGCUAACCAGUAUGAGGACUGGUACAGGCCGCAAAGACGUUUACGUUUCUAAGUGGUUUGCUUGGGAUAGUUUUAAAGUUUCUGGAGGAUCCAGAGGAGCUUCGGAAUACAAUAUCAAGCAUUCCGACCACUCACAAGUUUUAGAAAAUGAACACACGGCAGAAUCAACAGAAGACGACGUGCAAAGGAAUUCUGAUAAUAGUACUAAGGAUGACCAAGUCGAAAGAAAUAUUGCUUUGAGUAAAAAAAUAAUCAACCCAAAAGAAAAAAGUUUAUAUCUCCCAAGCGUGUUGUAA